Messenger RNA from Cooperia oncophora, 240 nucleotides. NCBI's taxonomy places the organism in Eukaryota, Metazoa, Nematoda, Chromadorea, Rhabditida, Trichostrongylidae. The record is from the annotation of a GenBank genome assembly.
ACAUCAAAUUGCGAACAACAACUGGUGGAGGACUAUCAACGAUUAUUCCGUGAUGAUUUGCUGACAGAUUUCACGAUUCGAGUCGGUGGAAGGGAAAUUCGAGCACAUCGUGCUAUACUGGCGGCGAGAUCUGUUCCAGGCUCCGACAACGGGGAGCGCAACUACAGAUCCGCUGGCGAUUCCGCCACCAUCACUGUGAGCAUCGAUCCAUUCGCCAUCAUCUUGCGCAUUCAAACUUAG